Messenger RNA from Danaus plexippus (monarch butterfly), 2282 nucleotides. RefSeq names its product programmed cell death protein 2-like (gene trus). The record is from RefSeq and is a predicted model, not a curated record. The transcript has 8 exons. NCBI's taxonomy places the organism in Eukaryota, Metazoa, Arthropoda, Insecta, Lepidoptera, Nymphalidae. Gene Ontology annotation, cellular component: cytoplasm. Bases 114 to 1388 code for a protein of 424 amino acids.
UUCAAAGUCAACGUUUGUAGUGACAAUUUGAAUAUCUAGAAAAUUUAAGAGAACAAAAGUAAACACAUGUAUAAAUGUUUAAAAAUAAAAUUAUAAUCCAAUAAAUUAACAAAAUGGCGAAAUAUCGUGGGAAAAUAUAUUUAGGUUAUGAGGAAGAUGUAGUAACUGACAAAGGUGUAACUCAGUUAAACUACACGAUCAAUAAAAUUGGAGGAGCACCAAAUUGGCCACCGCUGGAUAAUGUACAGUUUUCCCUGAAAUGUCCAAGGUGCAGUUUGUAUAGGUUACUAGUAGUUCAAUGCUAUGCUCCAUUAGAAGGCUCUAUCUAUCAUAGAACAUUAUAUGUUUUUGCCUGUAUUAAUCCUCACUGCUGGAAUCAAUCUGAAUGUUGGACAUGUGUCCGAAGUCAAGUUAAGGAUGAACCUAAAGACACUAGUGCAGUUGUAUUGAUGCCAUGUAUGGAGACAAAACUCAGUUGGUGUAAGGGCUCUGACGACUGGGAUGAGAAUGAUAAUGGGGAUUCUACUAAUGGCAAUGUCGUCAACAUGGAUAACAGCCCAAUUAAUAUGCAAAGAAAUUCCGAUGAAGAGGAUGAAAGCAAUUCUUACGACUUAGAAGCUGUUGAGCAGGCUCUGGGAAAUUUACAAGUUGAUGUUCACAAUGCAAAUUUAUCACCAGUUCAAGGUGCAGUUGGUGCAAUUGGUGCGCCCAUACCAGCUGCGGAGUUGGAAGGUGAUGAUGAAUGUGGUCUGGUCAUUGUAGACACACCAACAACCCCUGCUAACAAUAUGCAGCUGUUAUUUAAUCAAACUGAGGAACUUCCACCAGACAUUCGGAGUCGACUUUUAUUGGGACCAAUACAGUUUGUCCCUAAAUAUAUUUUUGUUGAAGAGGAAUGGAAUCAAACAGAUCAAGAUGAUGACCAAGUAACAGAUUUGCUAAACAAAUACAAAAUGGAGAACGAACUGGAUGCUGGUAUUGGCGACAGUCCCGCCGGAUGUGACGAUGAGACAUACGAGGAAGCUACACCAUUACAUGGUGAUAGAUUGUUCCAUGCUUUCGUUACAAGACUCAAAGCUAAUCCUGGACAAAUUCUCCGGUAUUCUCGUGAUGAAGCACCACUUCUAGGAGCUUCUCUGCCAGUAAAGGAAAGCGCACAUGAAUAUUCUUGUCGGCAGAAUACUUGCCCACGUUGCGGUUCGAAACUUAUUUGUGAACUUCAAUUAGUGCCCGGAUUUGCAGAAACUUUAGCUAUUUCUCCAAAUAAUAUUUCACUACCACAUUUACACUUUCUCUCCGUUCUCAUAUUCACAUGUUCUCAAAGUUGCUGGCAGCCGUCUGACAUGUUGGUUGAAGAAACCGUCAUCUUCCAACCAGAAAUGAUAUAAUGUGUUGUAUGAAGUUCUUAUUGUGUGUAAAAUCUCAAAGCCAAAUAGUCAAAUAGGUCAUAGCCAUUAGAUAUGCAUUUAAGAUUUGAUAUCCAUUCUCAUCAAUGCAUUUAUAACAUUUAUGAUAUACAAAGUGCCACUUCUCAAUAGAAACUGACAAAAAAAUUGAAUAAGUAAUAAUUGCAAUAAUUUUUUAUAGACUAAGACUACAUGUUAAAAUUUAUUUGACUUCAAACUAUUUGUCUUAAACCAGCUUGAGUAAUUUUUGAUGUCACUAGAAAAAAAUUAUUAAUUUACUUAAAAUUUAAAUCAUUUAUACAAAAUCAUCAAAUCAUAAAAUUGAUUUUUUAUUAUUGUACUUAUAAGUAUAUUAUUUUGUUGAGUUUAUUUGUUUUUUUCUAUAAUUAUGCUUAUCAUGUGAUAUAACUAGUAGCAGUGAAUAGUAUUAUGUGAUUCCAUAGUUAUCUUUCUAAAAGUAAUUGGAAUACCUUGUGUAAUAGUUUAUUCCAUUUUUCUGUGUUCCUGUUUCAACGAAAAGUCCACACAUUUAUGAAAUAAAAAAAAAAUAUUUACACUAAAACUAAUCUUAUUAUCUGCAUUAUGCUUGUUAAAAAACUGACCAUGUUGUGGUAGAUGUAAUUUAUAUACCAUAAAAUGCUGUCCAUAAAUAUUAGGUUAGAUAUAGCCAUUUUAAAAUUUCAAUUGUUGUUAACAACAUAUUUCAUUUCUAAUUAUAUAUUGAACUUAAAUGCAAUAUUAUAUUUAGUACUUCCAAGUCCUAGAUGUUUGAUCGUUUUCUUGAAUAAUAAAUGAUAUAGAACUAUCCUUCUUGCUGUGCCGGAUUAUUGUAUGUGUAUCACAAAAUAAAGAUGAUUUUAUUGUUGAUUUCAAUAA